UCGACGAAUCGUCGUGAAAUAUGUUCGCGCGGUGUGGAAUACGAUUCGAGAAACGUUGGCCUAAAAUGCGCGGCAAUUCGACGAUUCUCGCGGGAAAGAUAGCGGAGCACCACGAUUGGCUACCAUAGAAAUUUGAUUCCGUUUCGUUCCUUCCUUUUUCUUUCUUUCUCUCCCUCUCCGUCUCCGUUCCCCUCCAUCCAUGGCAUUCGUUGUUCAUCCGCCGCGUCCAUCGGUCUCGGCCGCGUUAAAGGAAGAACGAGAGCAACGUUUCCCGAGGGAACCGUGGUAAACGGUGUUCAAUCGAACCGAACAGUUUGUCAGUGACAGUGCCCUCGCGUACGCGAUCCCUCGUGCACGCCGAUAGACGAAGAAAGAAAACUCGUUAGACGCCGACUGUACGUGGUUUGGCCCUCCCGGCAACGCGGUGCCGCUCGAAGACAAUGAUCGUGCGUUCGAGCGGUUAGAACGAGCGAAGAAAUUACCGGCAAAGCGUCGAAAACGUAGCGUCUCUUUCGUCGAUCGAGAGACAGGACGGCCACGCUACCCCCAGGAACGGCUCGACGCGCACCGAUUCCAGAAAAAGCUAGCAGAACGGAGCUGCCAUCUCAGCGAUUUCUCCACAUGUGGACAUCGCCGUCCAGACUCAGAAUCGGUCGAGCACCUAGGAAAAAGACGACACCUUAGGCUGAUAGCUGCCGCAGCAGCUACCGCGACCGCUGAACGAUGGAGAACACCAAAAGGAAGCUGUCCUUCCUUGGCUUCGGCAAAAGGGUAUCGGUCGACGGUCAUGGGACGGAAGCGGGACCGGAACUCGACGAGGAGAUGGAGAAGGUUUUCGCGAUGGACGGCGGGAAGAGGUUCGACGUAGCCCGGCUCGGCUCGCCAACCGAAUCGGCUGGAUCCGAUCGAGAUCGAGAUCGGGACCGAGGACCACCUCGAUAUAGCGAUCGCGACUUCAAUCAGCACCGAAAGAGAAGUUACCCUCAUCCGCACAUGCCCCUGAAAAGCAUCCAUUCCAGAUCUAUGCGACGGCAUCUAUCCCCCGAAGGAUCCACAGCAGAAGUUGGUCAAGAAGAGGAGAACGGUCAGGUGAAUGCAGGCAAUGGCGUCGAACAGGAGUCGGACACGAUGGACAACGGGGUGUCGACGAGCAACUCGCACGACCUCGACGACGAGACCGCCGAGGAGACCGCGGAGGAGACGGAGAACGUUGUCAGCAGCGAGAGCGAGGCGCCGAUAUCGGAGAGGGCUGCUUCCGGUAUCACCGACGGUCCCACCGUUGGUAGCCCUCGCGUGCAGUUCGAGAAUAUCAAGGAAGAAGACGUUCCUACGCCCCCGCCGGACGAGGCGCCGAACGUCGCCGCACCACCGCCUCACGAGGAGGAUCGAAAGUGUCGGAGACACCAAAAACACGAGCACAAAAGACACCACCACAAGUCGCGUAAGUACUCGCUGCAGGAGGAUCCGCAAUGGCGAAAACGAUCGGGAGCAGGACUCCCCGAUGGCACGGGCGUCCUCGCGAGGAGAGUCAGCGUGCAGCCGGAGGAGGCGAGCACGCUGCAGGAGCUGGACAUCGACGACCUCGAGUCCCACAGGAGCGACGAUCCGAGAGGGAUGAGGCGGCACAAGGCCGCCCAUUUGACGGUACAGAUCGGCCGUAGAAAAGAGGGCGGCAUACCUCACGACACCUUCAAGAAGAUGUACGACCACUCGCCGCACGAGGUGUUCGUCCAGCUGGACGAAUUGUACGGUAUCGGCGAGGAACGGGAAUGGCGGGAAACGGCGAGAUGGAUAAAGUACGAGGAGGACGUCGAGGAGGGCGCGGACAGGUGGGGCAGGCCCCACGUGGCCUCGUUGAGCUUCCACUCGUUGCUGAAUCUUCGCCGAUGCCUCGAGACGGGCGUGGUCCUUCUCGACCUCGAGGAGAAGGACCUGCCGGGCUUGGCGUACAGGGUGGUCGAGCAGAUGGUCAUCGAGGAACUGAUCCUGCCGGAGGACAGGCCGGUAGUCAUGAGGGCUCUCCUCCUCAGGCACAGGCACGUGCACGAUCACGAUCGCGGAUUUCGUUUCGGCGGAAAGCGAAACUACUCCAGCUACACCAGCCUUCAGUCCGUCUGUCUGGAGGAAGAAGACGCUGCGCGGGAAGCCUCUGAGAACCAUGUAACCCAACAUAAUCUAAACGACGCGAAGCCGAAGAUCCUGUCGUCGAACUUGGCGUUGGACACGAAUCACACGGCGGUCGACAUGAAGGAGGAGCAGACGUACACCGGGAGCAACGAGGAUCUGAAGAGAGGUCACAACGACUACAUCCUGAAGAGGAUACCGGCGGGCGCCGAGGCGACGGUCGUCCUGGUAGGCGCGGUCGAUUUUCUGGACCAACCGACGAUCGCGUUCGUCCGGCUCGCCGAGGGCGUGUUCAUUCCGUCGGUCACGGAGGUCACUAUACCGGUCAGGUUCAUGUUCACCCUUCUGGGACCGAGGAACGCCGAUCUGGACUACCACGAGAUCGGUAGAUCCAUCGCCACCCUGAUGGCGAACACGUCCUUCCACAAAAUCGCGUACAAAGCGAACGAGAGGCGCGAGCUUCUGUCCGCGAUCAACGAGUUCCUCGACGACUCGAUCGUUCUGCCUCCCGGCGAUUGGGAACGGCAGGCGUUGCUGCCGUUCAACGAGCUCAAGGCGAAGAGCGAAGCCAUAAGGAAUCGGAAGGCCAAGGCGCUCGAGGAGAAGAGCAAACCGACACCGAGCGAAGCCGCCGUAAAGAAAGCUCUUCUCGCUGGCGAGGAAGAGAAGAAACCGCCCGACGACGACGAUCCGCUCCGCAGGACGAAGCGUCCAUUCGGCGGUUUGAUAAACGACAUCAAGAGACGGUAUCCUUUCUACCUGUCCGACUUUACGGACGGCUUGAAUUCCUCCUGCUUGGCCGCCGCCAUUUUCAUGUACUUCGCCGCUCUGUGCACGGCCAUCACUUUCGGCGGUCUGAUGAGCGACAAAACGCACAACGUCAUCGGCAUAUCGGAGACCCUGGUGUCCGGUUCCUGGACCGGAGUGGUGAUGGCUCUGUUCUCCACCCAGCCGUUGGUCAUCAUCGGCACGACCGGGCCCCUCCUGCUCUUCGACGAGAGCCUGUACAAUUUCUGUCUGGCGAACGAGCUCGAGUUUCUCACCGUGAGAGUCUACGUGGGCGCGUGGAUGGGAAUCAUAGCGCUGGCCGUCGCUUCCGUCGAGGGAUCCGUGCUGGUCAGGCUCUUCACUCGAUUCACCGAAGAGAUCUUUACGGGAUUAAUCUCUCUUCUCUACAUCGUCGAAACGUUCAUCAAGCUGUACAACUACUUCGCGAAGAAUCCGCUUCUCGACGAGUACAGCUUCGUUCCCGACACGAACGAGACGAUGUACUGGGAUUCGCAAGUGAACGUGACGGAAAUGAAGGUCGUGUCUCCGGAGACAGGCGACGCGGUGAUUAUUCCGUUGGAGAAACCGGGGACCUUGAUACCAACCCGCAACGCUGCCGGAUUGUUGAUCAAUCAACCGAACACGGCGCUGAUGUGCACCAUCCUGUGCCUCGGCACGUUCCUCGGCGCUUAUUAUCUGCGAAUCUUUCGUAACAGUCACUACCUCGGCCGAAGCGCCAGGAGAGCCUUCGGGGACUUCGGCGUGCCGAUCAGCAUCAUCUUGUUCGCGUUGAUCGACUUCGCGGCCAUGGUGAAGACCGAGAAGCUCCUGGUACCGGAAGGUCUGUCGCCGACCCAACCCGGCAGAAGUUGGCUCGUGUCGCCCGUAGGCUUGCACAAACCUAUCCCGUUGUGGAUGGCUAUGGCUUGCAUCGUACCAGCGUUGCUCGUCUACAUCCUCGUCUUCAUGGAAACCCAGAUCUCCGAGUUGAUCAUCGACAAGAAAGAGCGAAAGCUACGGAAAGGCAACGGGUAUCACAUGGACAUAGUGGUGGUCUGCUUGAUGAACGUCGGUUGCGGUUUGAUGGGGGCACCGUGGUGCUGCGCCGCGUCUGUCAGAUCGUUGACGCACGUUUCGGCGGUGACGGUGAUGUCUCGCACCCAUGCGCCCGGCGACAAGCCCCACAUCGUCGAGGUGAAGGAGCAGAGGGUGAGCGCUCUGCUGGUUGCCGUAUUGAUCGGCGUGAGCGUUCUGAUGGCGCCGCUGCUGCGACGCGUACCGAUGUCCGUCCUCCUCGGCGUGUUUCUCUAUAUGGGCAUAUCGUCGACGAACGGCGUGCAAAUGUUCGACCGCGUGAAACUCUUCUUCAUGCCGGUGAAACAUCACGGCACGGCUAAUUACGUCCGUCGCGUCCAGACGUACAAGAUGCACAUCUUCACGCUCAUACAGAUCUUGUGCCUGGCCGUGUUGUGGACCGUGAAGAGCACCAGGGCGGCCCUGGCGCUCCCGUUCUUCCUUAUUCUCAUGAUACCUCUUAGGGCGCAGAUGAGCCACUUUUUCACAGCUGCCGAGCUGCGGGCACUCGAUAGCAAAGGAUCGGAACACGAGGACGAACCAGAUUUCUAUGAGGAAGCUCCGCUACCUGGUUAGAUAGUGCCUUAUUCGACUCACUCCGAAAUGUACCACCUAUUUCUUCCUCUCUUUCUUCUCCCCCCUUCCCUCAAAUAUAUUAUUCGUUCUGCUCCUCGUUUCCUUCUUCUAUCCUGUUGUUUUAAUUCGAAGAAAUUCGUUCUUUUUCUUCUUUUUUUUUCUCUCUCGUAACCCUUUAUCCACGUAUCAGAGCGUCUUUCAGCGCUAGCGCGAGUUUGCGAAGGAGAGAGAGUCUAUUUUCGUGAAAGAGCAAAUAUGUAUACCGAUGAAGAUAAGGAGGGUAGGGGUGCGCGAUACCCACGAAGAGGCGGUGAACUCGUUGAAUACGUAAAGUUUAUUUUGUACUGCAAAAUUUGUAAAUAAUCGAUAAAGGUUCGUGUGGGAGAAAGUGAAACGACGAUAUCUGCUUUUACCGAUAUCUUCGAUGCGUAUUGGUACUCGAGCGAAACUGGAUUUUGUCAAAUUAUAUUAAUCGAAUAUAAAAUACCGUAACGUUAUCUUUUGUAACGGCGAUAACGGAGCUCGAUCUUCGAAGAUGAAGAUAUUCUGGAUUGAUGAUAUCGUGUCGCGAAAAAGCGUGCCGAGUACCAGAACGUUAUCUAAUAUAUUCUUAAACGACAUUUACGACGCGUUUCAUCUUUCUCGGUGUCGAUAGGAAAAAGGGUGCCUCCGAGUGCCUCUAACGAACAGUGAUGAACGAUACCGUUGCUCAGGAAAAAAUUUAAACGUAAUGGCACAGAAUGCGAGAGUGCCAAAUCGAAAGAUCGCAGAUUAUCAAUGGUGCUGGUCCGUCCACUUGGAAACAACGUGGACGAAUGCAACUGAAUCUUUUGUAAAGAGAUAUCCGAGUAGUUUUUUCUUAGCUGUUCUCAUCGACGAAUAUCGUAGCUCUCAUUUCUUUGGGACCGUGACUCGUUAGCACUACGUGCAAACAAUUACAAGCGUAUACCGUAUUGUCUGUUGAGUAUAUGCUCGAACAAAAUUCUCGUCACUCUUUCUAGAUUAAAAAAAAGAAAAAAAAAAACACGAUAUUUUACAAACACCGUAAAAUCAAACUUAAACGUCGACGAACGUGAAAAAGAAAGACAGUCUUCGUUAUAUUCCAACUACUGCGAGUACUUGAUUUAUUGUUCCACCGAUUAACAAUCAGUCCUUUCAUCGAAAUAUUUUUUUGCUACUCGAAUAAAACUUUCUAUAAAAUUCUGAGUACGAAGAAGUCGUACUCGUGUACGGUAAAGCUAUCGACAUCUCGAGUCGAUCUAUUUUCGAAAUAUAUGAUUCAUGUUGUUUCGACUAAAUUUACGUUCCACGAAUAAUAAUUUCAUCUUAAACAAUCAAAGAACUGGUACUCCCAAAAUCUCUAAAUAUGAUGUACCUGACGAUAUAUCGCUAAACCCUGAGAAAAUAAGCUUUUGGCGGUUCAGGAAUGUAAGGAACGCUGCUUUCGAGAAUGCUUGGGUCAGUUUUAAUCCACAUUUACUUUAAAAAAGAAAAAAGAGAAAAAAAAGUUCUUAAACCAAUCGUGUACUUAUUUAAAAAUAGAACAUAAGUAAACUUAAAAAUAGUAAAACUACAUUGUGCAAGUAAUAAGCUCCUUUAAAUAUUCACUUUGUACUUUAUUUUCGAUAUAAGAACUGAUCAGUAUUGGUAGGUAUUUUGCCUCGGUAACUAUUAAUUUUAUCAUAGUCGUUAGUUUUCCAAAUGUGAAGUUUCUACACUUUGAAAAAGACCAAGCUAUAAUAAUAAUAUGUUACCGUGUAUCGAGUACGCGAGACAAAGAUGAAACUUACUAUUUUGAAUGCUGUUACAAAGAGAAAAGACAUUCUAUUUUAAUUCGUUAAAAUAUUUUGCUAAUCCACUAAAGUACCUUAUCGAAUGAAAACGAAUUUUAACCUCACUAUUUCUGUAAAGAGAAAAACAAAGAAAACGUAUGUAUUACCGCAUUACUACUAAUUUGUACGAAACGCUAGUUUCGAAUCAAAAAUAUUGUGCUGCUAAUUGCGAUAGAGGUCCAGAGUUGCUGUAAGAUAUACUGGCAGUACUUGCGAGCAUGUAUUUUUAGCGACAAGUUUUUAACACAAAAUCUCAUUAGAUAUGUUAUGUCUAGUACAAUAACAUGUUAUUAUACACGUACCACUGAUAUUACCUAUAUUGAGAGAUUAUUGGAACACGUAUCAAUUGUUAUGAGUUCGCAAAAAAAAAAAAAAAAGAA
This is a messenger RNA of Hylaeus anthracinus, 6754 nucleotides long. RefSeq names its product band 3 anion exchange protein (gene Ae2). The transcript is spliced from 10 exons. Gene Ontology annotation, cellular component: plasma membrane. Bases 724 to 4542 code for a protein of 1272 amino acids. Gene Ontology annotation, molecular function: solute:inorganic anion antiporter activity; monoatomic anion transmembrane transporter activity. The record is from RefSeq and is a predicted model, not a curated record. Gene Ontology annotation, biological process: monoatomic anion transport; regulation of intracellular pH; transmembrane transport. Lineage: Eukaryota; Metazoa; Arthropoda; Insecta; Hymenoptera; Colletidae.